GCUCGGAGGGGGUGGGGGAGGAGGCGGUGCUCGGCGUGACGCUACUCCCGGACGAAGCCGCCGAUUGGGUCCCUGCGGCUUUCGGCGCGUGACGUCUCCACCCGCCAUUGGACGGCGGCGCGGCCAUGGGGGAGCCGCGGCGGUACCGGUUCGGCGAGGGGCCGGAGGCGCUGGCGCUGCGCAUCCCCGAGGUGCUGGACUCGCAGUACGGGCUGUACGUGUGGCCCUGCGCCGUGGUGCUGGCGCAGUACCUCUGGGUGCACCGGCGCAGCCUGCGCGGCAAGCGAGUGCUGGAGAUCGGUGCCGGCGUGAGCCUCCCCGGCGUGCUGGCGGCCAAGUGCGGAGCCCGAGUGACGCUGUCGGACAGCGAGGAGCUGCCGCGGUGCCUGCAGCGCUGUCGGAGCAGCUGCCUGCUGAACCGCCUGCCCCACGUCCCUGUCCUGGGGCUGACCUGGGGGCGCGUGUCACCACAGCUGCUCGCUCUCGCUCCCGUAGAUAUUAUUUUAGGAUCGGAUGUCUUUUUUGACCCAAAAGACUUUGAAGAUAUUUUAACUACAAUUUACUUCUUGCUACAAAAGAAUCCACAUGCUCAAUUCUGGACUACUUACCAAGUCCGAAGUGCCGACUGGUCUAUCGAAGCUUUGCUCUGCAAAUGGAAGCUGAAGCAUACCCACAUUCCCCUACAUUCUUUCAAUGCAGACAAAGAACACUUGGCCAGCUCUUCUCUACCAGGAAGACAUACGAUUGAAAUGAUGAUCAUCUCACUAGCACAAUCAGAUGGUACUUAAGUUUAUUCCACUUAUUGGUUCCAAUACAAGAUGAUACUUAACUGUUCACUGUAGCACAGAUCUGCAGAAAACAGUCCUGUUUACAGCAAACCUCAUGUGUAUUUUUUGGGAAGCAGAUCCCCUUAGCAGUAAUUCUUAAAACAUGCACUGUAAAAAUAAAGCUGUUCAAUUUUUCA
Messenger RNA from Tyto alba (common barn owl), 964 nucleotides. RefSeq names its product methyltransferase like 23 (gene METTL23). The record is from RefSeq and is a predicted model, not a curated record. The coding region runs from base 126 to 788 and encodes 220 amino acids. Gene Ontology annotation, cellular component: nucleus; cytoplasm. Lineage: Eukaryota; Metazoa; Chordata; Aves; Strigiformes; Tytonidae. The transcript has 5 exons.